Messenger RNA from Physella acuta, 1227 nucleotides. RefSeq names its product annetocin receptor. Gene Ontology annotation, molecular function: peptide binding; vasopressin receptor activity. The record is from RefSeq and is a predicted model, not a curated record. Gene Ontology annotation, biological process: G protein-coupled receptor signaling pathway; cellular response to hormone stimulus. NCBI's taxonomy places the organism in Eukaryota, Metazoa, Mollusca, Gastropoda, Physidae. Gene Ontology annotation, cellular component: plasma membrane.
GUUGGUUACAAGAUGAGGCAAGGGAGACAAAUUUGUGAACUCGCGCAAAGCGAGAGAACUCGGAACACACAAGCCUAUGCUCAAGAAUGAAAGAGUAAAAACAAAAAAAAAAAACAAACAAAAAAACAAGAACGAGAACUCUAGUCUACCAAGGGACGCAACCCUAAACCAUGUCAGUGCCUGAUAACUUCAUCACGCACAGCAACAUAGACGUGAUGGUUGCCCCCGCGGACUUCUACAAUCUAUCUUCCCCUCAGUUGUUUUUAAACCUGACCAACACGACCCUGGAGGGGCGGGACGAGGAUGUCGCAGUCGUAGAGGUGUUCGUCAGCGCGACGAUUCUAUUUUUAGCCAUCGUCGGAAACGGAUGCGUGGUGUUGUCCUUGGUGACCAAACGGAAGCAGAUGUCGCGCAUGCAUCUGAUGAUUCUCCACCUCUCGUUGGCGGAUUUGUUUGUGGCUUUUUUUAAUGUCUUGCCACAGUUAGCCUGGGACAUCACAGACAGAUUCCAGGGUGGUAGUUUCCUGUGUGUUUUCGUCAAGUAUAUGCAAGUGGUCGCAAUGUACGCCUCGUCUUACGUCUUGCUGGCCACUGCCGUGGACAGAUACUACGCCAUCUGCCACCCUUUCGCCAGCCAAUCCUGGACGGCCAGACACGCGCACACACUGGCCGUCAUAGCAUGGACGGCCUCGCUGUUGUUCAGCGUGCCCCAAGUGUUUAUCUUCUCAUACCGGCAAACCGAGACGAGUCCUGUGGUCUAUGAUUGCUGGGCCGAGUUUCAUCCUGAGUGGACAUUACAGGCUUACGUCACGUGGACGGCCACUUCCGUUUUUGUCGUGCCAACCUGUGUGUUGGGGGUCCUGUAUGGCAAGAUCACGUGGGUGGUGUGGAAGGCGGGGAAGUUGGAGGGGAACGUUGUUGUCAAGCCCUCGUCGACCUCCAGCGUCAUCAGGUCGCUCUGCACGAGGAAACCCAAGGUCACCGGCGCCGCCGUGACGUCAUGCGGUCACACCAAAUACCAGAACGGCUCCAAGCACAAAGCCAUACACCGAGACACGCCGGAGAAUAUGGAGCGGCUGCUGAACAACGGCGAUGCUGUGGGCUCCGAGGUAAAUGUCAGCGACCAGGGUCUCUUGGAAGGUGCAAAGGUCAACGACGUUCAGGGUUCCAGAAAAAGGCCACAAGAAACGAGGAGGGAUAGUGGGAUUAACGCCAAAAGAGUUUCAG